AUGAGGAGUCUCAAGAGGAGCCAAGAGGGCAGCACAGUCCUUGCAUCAAACAUAUCCAGCAAGGUCUACGUGCGUUCAACGCGGAGCGGCAAAGUUCAGAAGAUUGUGAGAGAGGUCUACCUGAGGGACGAUAUCCCCUGCUCUUCAAAGCUGUGUAGAGCCUGUCUUGAGAGUGCUCCCCGGAAUGCUUCCAACCAAGCCCAGCAGUUUGUCUUGUCGGAUAGGCCAGCGGGCACCAAAGACUUCCCGCAGGGCCACUACCUGAUGCCCGAUACCAACGCACUCCUCAACGCCAUGGACCUGUUCGAGCAGAGCUCAUCCUUCUACGAUGUCAUCAUCCUGCAGACGGUCCUGGAGGAGGUGCGCAACCGGUCGCUGCCGCUGUACAACCGGCUGCUGGCCCUGACCAAGAGCGAGGACAAGCGCUUCUACGUCUUCUUCAACGAGUUCCGUCGGGAGACGUACGUCAGCCGCGAGCCCAAGGAGACGGUCAACGACCGCAACGACCGCGCCGUCCGCCAGGCAGCCAGGUGGUAUGGGCAGCACCUGGCACGCGGUCCCGGGGCUGGCAAGACGCCCGCUAUCGUCAUGCUCAGCAACGACCGGGACAAUCUGCGCAGGGCGCGCUCCGAGGGUCUCGACGCCUCGUCGCUCGAGGACUACGUCAGAAGCCUCGGCGACGGCGACAGGCUGCUCGACAUGGUGGCCGAGGUGCAGGCCCCCGGCGGCGGCUUCAGCAAGACGGGCCCCAUGCUGUAUCCGGAACACUUCACCGUGUCUCGGAUGAUGACGGGCGUCAAGUCCGGCCUCCUGCAUCAAGGAAUCUUCAACGUCUCGCCCUACAACUACCUCGAGGGCUCCAUCAAGGUGCCCGCCUUCCCCAAGCCACUGCUCAUCCUGGGCCGUGAGAACAUCAACCGCGCCGUCGACGGCGACGUGGUCGUGGUCGAGGUGCUCCCGCAGGAUCAGUGGAAGGAGCCGUCCACCAAGAUCCUCGAGGAGGAGGCUGUCACGCGCGACGAGAACGCCGACGCCGAGGAGUCGCAGGACCUGGUGUCGGAGAAGGAGCGCAAGGCGCUGCAGGAAGAGGUCAAGAAGACGCAGAGGAGCUCGACCGAGGGCCGCUCUCAGCCUACAGCCAAGGUUGUCGGCGUCGUCAAGCGCAACUGGCGACAGUAUGUGGGCCACAUCGAUCCGUCGUCGGUCACCGGAAGCAAGGGGUCGACGCAGGGCCGCCGGCAGGACAGCGUGUUCCUCGUCCCCAUGGACAGGAAGAUACCCAAGAUCCGCCUGCGCACGCGGCAGACGGCCGAGCUCCUGGGCAAGCGUCUCCUGGUGACCAUGGACGCGUGGGAGCGCGACUCGCGCCACCCCGUCGGCCACUUUGUCCGGUCGCUCGGUGAGCUCGAGACCAAGGCGGCCGAGACGGAGGCACUGCUGCUCGAGUGGGACGUGCAGUACCGACCAUUCCCCAAGACGGUGCUCGACUGCCUCCCCAAGGAGGGUCACGGCUGGAAGGUGCCGGCCAACACGGACGACCCAGGAUGGAAGGACAGGGAGGAUCUCCGCGGCCUCCUGAUCUGCAGCAUCGACCCGCCCGGCUGCCAGGACAUUGACGACGCGCUGCACGCGCGCAAGCUGCCCAACGGCAACUACGAGGUCGGGGUGCACAUCGCCGACGUGUCGCACUUCGUCAAGCCGGGCAACGCCAUGGACACGGAGGCGAGCAUCCGCGGGACGACGGUGUACUUGGUUGACAAGCGCAUCGACAUGCUGCCGAUGCUCCUGGGCACGGACCUGUGCUCGCUGAAGCCGUACGUCGAGCGCUUCGCCUUCUCGACCAUCUGGGAGGUGAGGCCCGAUGCCGAGGUGGUGAGCGUGCGCUUCACCAAGUCGGUCAUCAAGUCCCGCGAGGCUUUCAGCUACGAGCAGGCACAGCUGCGCAUCGACGACCCGUCGCAGACGGACGAGCUGACGGACGCGAUGCGCAUGCUGCUCGCGCUGUCCAAGAAGCUCAGGGCGAAGCGCAUGGAAGCGGGCGCGCUCAGCCUGUCGUCGCCCGAGGUCAAGGUGCAGAUGGAAUCGGAGACGUCGGACCCCAUCGACGUCAAGACCAAGGAGCUGCUCGACACCAACUCUCUGGUGGAGGAGUUCAUGCUCUUCGCCAACGUCAGCGUGGCGGCCAAGAUCUACGACGCCUUCCCGCAGACGGCGAUGCUGCGGCGCCACGGCGCGCCGCCCAAGACCAACUUUGACGAGCUGUCGAACCAGCUGCGCGUCAAGCGGGGGCUCGAGCUGCGGUGCGACUCGUCGCGGGCCCUGGCCGACUCGCUCGACGGCUGCGUCGACCCGGCCGAGCCCUUCUUCAACACGCUGGUGCGCAUCAUGGCGACGCGCUGCAUGAUGUCGGCCGAGUACUUCUGCUCGGGCACGCAGUCGUACCCCGAGUUCCGCCACUACGGCCUCGCCUCGCCAAUAUACACGCACUUCACGUCGCCGAUCCGCCGGUACGCCGAUCUGGUGGCCCACCGCCAGCUGGCGGCCGCCAUCGGCUACGACGCCGUCCACCCCUCGCUGCGCAGCCGCGGCCGCCUCGAGGCCGUCUGCAAGAACAUCAACGUCCGCCACCGCAACGCCCAGAUGGCCGGCCGCGCCAGCAUAUCCUACUACGUCGGCCAGGCCCUGCGCGGCAAGGUGGCCGAGGAGGAGGCCUUUGUCAUCAAGGUCUUCAGCAACGGCUUCGUCGUCCUCGUCCCCAGGUUCGGCAUCGAGGGCCUCAUCCGCCUGCGCGACCUGGCCGACACCGAACCCGAGAGCACAUUUGACCAGGACGCCUACCGUCUCACCACGUCUGGAUCCAGAACCGUCAGUAUCGAUCUGUUCCAGAAAGUCAAGGUCAAGGUUAUGGAUGAGAAGGAUGAGUCUACGGGUAAGAGGGGGGUCAAGAUGGAGCUCAUAAGUGCGUGA
Messenger RNA from Geosmithia morbida, 2967 nucleotides. RefSeq names its product exosome complex exonuclease DIS3/RRP44. NCBI's taxonomy places the organism in Eukaryota, Fungi, Ascomycota, Sordariomycetes, Hypocreales, Bionectriaceae. Gene Ontology annotation, cellular component: nuclear exosome (RNase complex); cytoplasmic exosome (RNase complex). The record is from RefSeq and is a predicted model, not a curated record. Gene Ontology annotation, molecular function: endonuclease activity; 3'-5'-RNA exonuclease activity; RNA binding. Bases 1 to 2967 code for a protein of 988 amino acids. The transcript has 2 exons. Gene Ontology annotation, biological process: rRNA catabolic process.